UCACUCACACACUCGCAAUCGGUGCUCUCGUUGCUUGCACACGAAUAGCAGAGACGUUGAGGAGUGGGGCUUUCAACGGAGGAGCAGCCAGGUCCGCCUCCCGCCUGCCUUUGUGGCUUCCAAGGACCGCGUUUCUCUCAGAUUCUCCGUGCACCGUGAAGCUUGUUGAGGGGGAGUGGAGGCAGAGAUAGAGGGCAAUGGCGCGUCAGGUGGUUCUUGCGGCCGUUCUUUUGCUGAUCGCUGUUGCAGUUCAGGCGAGCGCGCAGACUCCGACUGAGGUGACCAUCGGUUAUGUCACCUACGCAGGCAAUGGCUGCAAUUACGACAACACCAACUGGGUGCUGUCGAACGACUACAAGUCUGUCACCUUCAUGUUCGGCGGGAUGGUUGCGACCACGGACGGGUCKCUCGCCGACAAGAGGAAGUCUUGCCAGAUGUCGUUCUYYAUGARCUACCCGGAUGGCUGGAGCGUCUCCAUUGGUCAGGCCACGGGCCGCGGGUUCGCUGACAUCGCCGAGAACUCCGACGGCAUCUACGAGACGCACUACUACUUCUCCGGACAAACGGGGACGGCGAUGGUCGAGCGCAAAAUCAAAGGCCCAAAGGUUGGCAGCUUCGAGUUCACGGACGACUUCCUGACGCUUGUCUGGAGCGAGUGCAACAACGCUCCCAACCUGAACAUCAAGACGGUGGUGAGAGUGGAGGGUCAGAAGGCUGUGAUGGCGCUCGACUCCCAGGACACCAAGUUCCAGCUCAUCUUCAAUCUCCAAUGGAGGCAGUGUCCGCAAAAUUGAGACCCGCAUUCACCAACUCGCACUGAGGGUGGAGGCCCUGGCGGGUGAGCGGGAGGAGACAAAGAGCGGAGGGGUGGGCGAUGAUGGCGAUCAUAUCAGGCCUUCCAUCUGAUUAGUGGUAUCUUAUACAAGAUAGUGAAGAAUUCUUUAUGCCAGGCUUACUGUCUAUUCCCUUUGUCAACGAGUAUGCUCAAUGACAUACUGAAUGAAUGUGUCACACAAAU
Molecule: messenger RNA, 1018 nt
Organism: Chara braunii
Lineage: Eukaryota; Viridiplantae; Streptophyta; Charophyceae; Charales; Characeae
Source: the annotation of a GenBank genome assembly